Molecule: messenger RNA, 1470 nt
Organism: Gekko japonicus
Lineage: Eukaryota; Metazoa; Chordata; Lepidosauria; Squamata; Gekkonidae
Product: free fatty acid receptor 2-like
Exons: 2
Coding region: 91-1212 (373 amino acids)
Biological process (GO): cellular response to fatty acid; G protein-coupled receptor signaling pathway
Cellular component (GO): plasma membrane
Molecular function (GO): G protein-coupled receptor activity
Source: RefSeq, a predicted model, not a curated record
GAGAAGGCAGGCUGGCUACAGCAUCCCCCAAGGGCUGUGUUUCUUCAACACCUCGAAGGACAACUGGAGCGGCGGUAAAAAGCUGAGAGGAUGACCAACCUCACGGUUAUUCUUGCUAUCUACAUCAUCACCUUCCUGCUUGGCUUCCCUUCCAACCUCCUGUCCUUCUACACAUUCUUAAUGAAAGUCCGCAAGAAGCCAGCCCCCAUAGACAUCCUCUUGCUCAACUUGACUUUGUCCGACAUCAUGCUCCUGAUCUUUCUUCCCCUCAAAAUGAGAGAGGCAGCCAAAAACAACGAGUGGCCUUUCCACAAGGCCCUCUGCACCGUCACCAGCUGUACCUUCCACAGCAGCAUCUACAUCAGCACUCUUUUCCUCACGGCCAUCAGUGUGGACCGCUAUCUGGGGGUGGCAUUUCCCAUCAAGUACAAGAUGAACCGCCGGUCGGCCUAUGCCGUGGUAGCCAGCAUCUUCAUCUGGCUGCUGGUGGGUGCCCACUGCAGCACAGUCUUCGUACUGAGGACCCUGGCCAAUAAUUCAACACCACCUUCACUGCCACAGCCAACCUCACAGCCUCCCAAACAUGAGGUAUGCUUCAAGGGAUUCAAUCAACGGCAGAAGGAGAUCAUCUACCCCUUCCGACUUGAACUGUGCCUUGCUCUCUUUUGCAUCCCGUUUGUCAUCACCACUUUCUGUUACGUCAACGUGAUCCGCAUCCUGGCCUCCCUGCCUAAUGUCAAGGCCCGCAAGAAACAAAGGGCCAUGGGCUUGGCUCUGUUCACUUUGCUCAAUUACGCUCUUUGCUUUGGCCCCUUUAACAUCUCCCACAUCUUUGGAGUGAUCUAUUACGAAGACCCUAGCUGGAGAGAAUAUGCCUUUGCCCUCACCUCCUUCAACACCUGCUUGGAUCCUUUCAUCUUCUUCUUCUCCUCCAACGCCAUCCGACGGAAUGUUGGUGUUUGCUGGGCCAGCACGUGCCGCAGAAUCCGGCCCAUUUUAUUGUGCUUCACUUUGCCUUGCUGCAAGGAACCCAAAGACAAUAAGGAAAGAGAAGGAGCUGCCGGAUUAUCUACUACAAGCGGACUGGGAGUGACAGGCGGAUCCACUGAAUCCUCUUCCUGCGGCCAUGCUGUAAAGAUGUUGGAGGUCAGCCCACUGGAUGCUGAGCAAGUCGCAUACUGCACCAAGUUCCAAGGACACGUGGAAGACUAGACCCAGAACAGACUUUUUGUGCAUAGAUGCCAAUGUCUAAAUUUCUUUGCCCCAGUUUUGGAUAUGGAGUUACAAAUUCAAAAUUGCAUUUUUGGGGACAGGGGGUUGCGUGUGUGUGUGUGUGUGCGCGCCCAUACAUGGAAGUCAUGGCAACCUCUGGCAGCUCCUCCUGGGGUAUGUAGGGCAUUCAGAGAAGCGGCUCUGGUACUCCUUGGAGGUCUCCCAUCCAAAUACUUGCCAGGGUCGGCCCUGCUUAGA